Messenger RNA from Cicer arietinum (chickpea), 1428 nucleotides. Its product is annotated as alpha-amylase-like. The record is from RefSeq and is a predicted model, not a curated record. NCBI's taxonomy places the organism in Eukaryota, Viridiplantae, Streptophyta, Magnoliopsida, Fabales, Fabaceae. Gene Ontology annotation, biological process: carbohydrate metabolic process. Gene Ontology annotation, molecular function: alpha-amylase activity; calcium ion binding.
GAAACAUACAGUUGCAACACAAAUUUGCGAAACAUGAAGUUUCUUCUCACUUCGUUUUGCUUCCUUUGCCUUUGCAUUUCUCUUUUCCCUUCUUUUUCCUCCUCUGCCAUACUAUUUCAGGGGUUCAACUGGGCAUCAAGUGAAAAAGCAGGAGGAUGGUACAAUUUCCUGAAGAGCAAAGUCCCUGACAUAGCAGAUGCUGGUGUUGAAUAUGUUUGGCUUCCUCCUCCCUCCAACUCUCAUGAUGAUGGACCUCAAGGUUACUUGCCGAAAAGGCUAUAUGACCUUGACACAUCCAAAUACGGGAACAAGAACGAAUUGAAGGCUCUAGUGGCAGCAUUUCGUGAGCGAGGAGUAAAAACCAUAUCCGACAUAGUUAUAAACCACAGAACAGCAGAAAGAUUAGACAGCCAAGGACUUAGCAUCUUCGAAGGUGGUACUCCCGACACUCGUCUAGAUUGGGACGUAUCCUACAUUUGUAGCACAGAUGUUGAAUUCAAAGGAACAGGAAACCCCGACACAGGAGACGAUUGGGGUGGUGCACCUGACAUCGAUCACACAAAUCCUAAAGUACAACAAGAGUUAUCAGAUUGGAUGAAUUGGUUAAAAACAGAUGUUGGUUUUGUGGGAUGGAGAUUCGACAUGGUUGUUGGGUACGCUCCAAGAUAUACAAAAACAUACAUGGAAAAAACAUCACCUGAUUUUGCAGUUGGAGAGCUAUAUGAAAAGGUUGCAUUGGGUUCAGAUGGAAAACCGUUGAGUAAUCAAGAGGCACAUCGUCAAAGAUUGGUGAAAUGGGUGAAUGAUGCUGGUGGUGUAGUUACUACGUUUGAUUUCACAACAAAAAUGAUUUUAGGUGCUGCUGUUGAAGGUGAACUUUGGAGGAUGAAAGAUGGUAAUGGGAAACCACCAGGGAUGAUUGGAAUAAAAUCAUCAAAUGCUGUUACUUUUGUAGAUAAUCAUGAUACUGGCUCUCAGAAAUUAUGGCCAUUUCCUGAUGAUAAAGUUAUGUUGGGUUAUGUUUACAUUCUUACUCAUCCUGGACACCCCACAAUUUUCUAUGAUCACUACAUAGAAUGGGGGCUAAUGGAGCCAAUAAAGAAAUUGACAGCUAUAAGGAAAAGGAAUGGAAUUACAGCCACAAGCAGUGUGAAUAUUUUGGCUGCUGAGUCUGAUCUUUACAUGGCUGAGAUUGAUAACAAAAUUAUUGUAAAGAUUGGACCCAAGUUGGAUCUUGGAAACCUUCUUCCAUCCAACGCACAGGUCGCUACCAAUGGACAAGACUAUGCUGUAUGGGAACUUAAGUGAAGCAUCUCACUAUUUACUAAUAUGAAAUCAAAAUAAACAAUAAAUAAAUUUGCAUUGUCAUGCUCCAUUGUAUAAGAUCUCAAACUCAAAAACAUACCUUUGAUUUGGUAAUAUCUUACA